This is a messenger RNA of Suillus fuscotomentosus, 717 nucleotides long. RefSeq lists its product as uncharacterized. Lineage: Eukaryota; Fungi; Basidiomycota; Agaricomycetes; Boletales; Suillaceae. The transcript has 7 exons. Bases 1 to 717 code for a protein of 238 amino acids. The record is from RefSeq and is a predicted model, not a curated record.
AUGUCUCCUUGCUUCAUCCCAGCAAUCCGACUGUGUCGCAGACCACAACAAUCCAUUACAGGUUCAAGACCGGGUCGAAAGUUGAGAUCUAGACUUGAUGUCACCUAUGAUAGCCACCGUUUCUCACCCUCCAGCAGGCGGCAGCGGCACUUUACCGAACCCAUAUCUGAAACUCGGAAUUCAUCACGCGGAUCCACUGACAAGCAGGCCGAAAAAAAACCAAAGGAACCUUCUUCUGAAACUAAGGAGUCGCAGGGCAACAAUGCGCCUUUGAAAGUGUUCGUGAAGGAUCCUGAGAGGUGUACAGUGAGAGUCGACAAGUGCGAGACUAUCAGGGAACUUGGAUCGCAUCAUCCCACUGUUCAGUAUGCUUGUUGGCCUCGCGAUUGGAAUGAACACUCAAACCUUGGGACUCAAGAGCAAUGGUAUCACCCACCUGUGCCCCCACCACGUCCCUCCAUGUUUUAUGGACGUGAGGAUCUUGUAGCAGAGUUGACAAACCUUGCCGUCGACGAUGAACACAUCACGUUGAUCGGUCUUGGAGGCAUGGGGAAGAGCUCCCCUGCCAAAGCUAUCAUUAACAAACCACCUGCCAUGGAGAAAUUUGCUGAUGGGCGUGUCUUCGUGACCUAUGACAGCCUUGAUCCUUCGAGCAUCACCUUCGAGACUCAUGACUUGUUUUGCGGGAGCCCUAUGCAUAGAACUUGCUGGUGCUGA